CCCCACACAACCCUGACAUCACCAUGCCCCGAAAACUCGGGAUAUCGAAGAGGGGUCACGUGGCGUCUUGCUUGUUCGAGAUGCAGAACCCGCGAUCAGUUAAAGCCAAGACGAGUGCCCAGUAUAAAGAUAAAGUUCACCACAUCACCGCCCCCGAUGACAUAACCUCAAAAGGGGCACCUCGAAGCUUAAAACAACCACAUUCUAUCUUCAUCCUCUACACAGGUUCAAGUUAACCAUCACAAGCACCCACAACAACACAAGUCACCACCCAACAUGUCAUCCUCAGGACACUCCAACGUCGGCUUCCGCGGCCUCUACGAGUCGCAGAACCAGCGGACCCAUUCGCACGACGAGAUGGACCAGAUGUCAAAACACACGGGCGAGAACGUGAGGGGCUUUAUGCCGAAGGGCCAGGCGGAGGAAGUCAACCGGCUCCAAACAGAAGAGAUACAUAGGAAACAAGCGGAGAACAUGAAGAAGGACCCCACUCUGGCUGCAACACUCCAUGGCAACGCGCCGGCCAAAGGAGCUAUCAUCGACAAGGAACUGCAAGAGGAGGACGAGGCCGCGCUGCGGAGAAAGAGUGAUUCGCUGCCGGGGAAGAAGUAUUAGGUCUGGUCGUCAAAGCUGUGGGUGGUACAGUAGGUUGGGUCGGGAUGCGGGUCCCAUUCGAGUUGAGGACAGCUCUGGGUGAUAGAAUAGCUGAAUGGAAAGAGAAUGACUCGGUAUUUAGCUGCAGGAUUGUAUCACGGACGAGCUUGGACGCAAUGCUAGUACCUUGACUCCCU
Molecule: messenger RNA, 791 nt
Organism: Chaetomium fimeti
Lineage: Eukaryota; Fungi; Ascomycota; Sordariomycetes; Sordariales; Chaetomiaceae
Exons: 5
Coding region: 277-615 (112 amino acids)
Source: RefSeq, a predicted model, not a curated record